This is a messenger RNA of Acytostelium subglobosum LB1, 573 nucleotides long. RefSeq lists its product as hypothetical. Lineage: Eukaryota; Evosea; Eumycetozoa; Acytosteliales; Acytosteliaceae. The record is from RefSeq and is a predicted model, not a curated record. The transcript is spliced from 2 exons. Bases 1 to 573 code for a protein of 190 amino acids.
AUGGAUAAUACAACCACCACUACUACGACUACGACGAUAGAGUCAACUCUUCCAAAUACUACAACACCAUCAGUUGAUACAACUACACCUGCUGCAAUUGAUGCAGCUGCAGCUCCUACAGUAGCACUGACAAAGAAUCAAAAGAAGAGAGCAAAGGACAAGGCAAAGAAGUUGAAGCAGAAGGAACAAGGAACAUCAUCAUCAAAACAAACAAAAGCUGUUGUUGAGGAGGAGGAAAGUGAAGACGAUAAGUUUGAAAGACAAUUGGAAUGGGCCAUCGCACAGUUGGAGCUGGGCACACAAAGAAAGGAUGCUCAGAAGGAGCAAGUUGCCGAGGCACAAUCAGUUAUCCGCAAACUAAAGUCCAACAAGAACUCAAUGGUACAGAAGGCACAUCUGAUGCACGUCGUCUUUGGUGCCAAGCUUGAGAAGAAGAUGAAGGAGAUGCCCAUUCCAGAGAUCUACUACAUUGAGAAGAGGAAGAAACUGGAAGAGGCUGAAGCCUUGAAGAAGCAGCAAGAGGAAGAGAAGCUGAAGCAGCAGGAGGAAGUAAAGGAUCAGGUGAAGCCAUAA